CACACACACACACACACACACACACACACACACACACACACACACACGCACACUGCUGUUUGGGAAUGACCAACGCGCAGAGGAACGCGCGGGGAGGAAAGGAAGACUUGCUCUUUGUCCACUUUGCGCAGCGUCUGCAGCCAAAUGCAGCACAUUCCAGCUCCCCACCAGCCUCCACUUGGAUCUCCCGGUUAAUGGGGAAACUCUGAACUCGUGUCUCGCAGUUGUUGGGGGGGAGCUUUAGAGAGACACGCUGAGCAGCACCGAUGUGAGAACCAAAACUACGGAGCCAUGUCUGCCGCUCAAGGACUUCUCAACAGCGUCUUCUCCUGCUCCUCUCCUGCGUCCAAAGCCAUGACCAAACGGCGGCUACGCCAGACCCGGAGCCUGGACCCCGCUAUCAUCAGACACUGUGGCACCGGGACCGAUGGAGCGAGCGGCGCGUCGCUUUCCGGCGCUGCGGACGCAGGUGCGUCCCCGGAGCGCUCGGCCGUGAAACCGGCUUUACGCACCAAGAUCCCGACGCUCAAGGAGCCCAUUUCCCCGUCCCUCUCGUCUCCUUCCAUACCUCUGGAUGUUUCUCCAUCCUCCAACUUCCACUUCGACUACGACAUAGUGAAGCGUGCCAAAAGGAAUACCGCCGGGGAUUUACCGUUUCUGGUGCGGGGACCCGGCGCGGCGCCGUCCGGGAGCACCGGCACGCUCUUCUCCCCGCGGAGGUGGCUUCAGAGGAAGGUGCAGCCGUCCAGCUCUCACGCGUACGCAGUAUGGAAGUCAGAGGGUGAUUUCACCUGGAGCAGCCUGUCGGGACGGAGCGUGCGUCUGAUGCCAGUCGCCAUCCAGAGCUUGUCGGAGCUGGAGAGGGCCAGGCUGCAGGAAGUGGCCUACACCCGUCUGCACCAGGACUAUGACCUGGGCUGUCAGAUAACCAUGCCAAAAGAUGGACAGAAGAGGAAAAAGUCGCUGAGGAGGAAGUUGGACUCUUUAGCAAAGGAGAAGAGUAAAGACAAAGAAUGCAUGCCCCAGGCCUUCAGUAUACCGCUCUCCCAGGUCAUCGCUAACGACCGAACGCACCGUCAGCGCCAGGAUGGCUAUCGUCAGGACCAUCCGCAGCGCGAGGAGCACAAGGACUCCUCCGACCUCGUCUCCUCCAUUUUACAGUUUGCCACUAAGCGGCCGUCCAAUAAGGAGCUAUCCAGCAGCAACUCCUCUCUGAGCUCCACAUCAGAGACAGCCAAUGAGUCGACAUCGCCCAACACGCCCGAGGCGGCACCCCGAGCACGCCGGAGGGGAGGCAUGUCAGUGGACUCCAUCACCGACCUGGACGACAACCAGUCUCGCCUGCUCGAGGCGCUGCAGCUCUCCCUGCCAGCUGAGACGCCAAGCAAAAAGGAGAAGCACCGGGACAAACGGCUGAGCCUCAAUCCCAUUUACCGCCAGGUGCCCCGGGUGGUCGACAGCUGCUGUCAGCACAUCGAGAAAUAUGGUUUGCAGACUGUGGGGAUCUUCAGAGUGGGGAGCUCCAAGAAGAGAGUCCGACAGCUCCGCGAGGAGUUUGACCGCGGCGUCGACGUCCAGCUGGAUGAGGAGCACAGCAUUCACGAUGUGGCUGCUCUGCUGAAGGAGUUCCUCAGGGACAUGCCCGACCCUCUUUUAACCAAGGAGCUCUACACGGCCUUCAUCAACACCACAUUGUUGGACUCAGAUGAGCAGCAGAAUGUCACUCAACUUCUGGUCUACCUGCUCCCAGCAUGCAACAGUGACACUCUCCACCGCCUCUUGGAGUUUCUGUCCACAGUGACUGACCAUGCCCACGAUCGGCAGGACAAAGACGGGCACGAGAUCACAGGGAACAAGAUGACGUCUCUGAACCUCGCCACCAUCUUCGGCCCCAACCUACUCCAUAAGCAGAAGAGCUCGGACAAGGAGUUCAGUGUCCAGAGCUCGGCCCGGGCCGAGGAGAGCACUGCCGUCAUCGCUGUGCUGCAGAGGAUGAUCGCCAGCUACCAGACCCUCUUCAUGGUGCCUCCUGAUCUGCAGAAUGAGGUUCUGAUGAGUCUGUUAGAGACAGAUCCAGAUGUGGUGGAUUACCUCCUGAGGAGAAAAGCAUCGCAGAGUCCAGACCUGCUGCAGACAGAGGAGCCCUUCACCCUGAGUGAGCGCCGGUCUUCCAGCGACUCCAACAAGGCGUCCAGCGGCGAGGUGUCCCCGUAUGACAACAACUCUCCGGUCCUGAGCGAGAGGAGAGGAGAACCAGGAAGCCCGGGCAGCGAGCAGGUCUUCCGUGUCCCAGAACAGUACAGUCUGGUGGGGCAGGUGGCUGGCUGGAGUAGAGAGCCUGGAGCUGAGACUUGGGGUUCCAAAGACGCUGUAUCAGAGGAGCAUGCUAACAUUUGGGGGACGUGGCACAGUACUCUGAAACCGUCACUCAACGACCAACCAUACGCAGGUUCCCAGGGCAACAUGUCAGAAGGAAGCUCCCGCAGCUCACAGGAAGGUCUUGACGGUCUCCAUGCUGAUGGCAGGCAGCAGGCAAUGCUUCAACGGACCCAAACGGCACCUGGCAUCACUGAGUGUAGGCCCCACCCGCCGGUCACCAGGGUGUGUACCAGCUCUCAUGUGGAGAGUGGACAGCCACGCCUGCAGCUCAACAUCAAGCCCUCCAUGAUGUCAAACCUCAACAGCAUGCAAGGUCUGCAUCGGGCAAGUGGACUAAACCCGAACUCCAGGCCUCAAGAUGGGGCGAACACUGGUGACGGUGGCUCUGCUGCGCUCAACGACGGCCACAGCCCUCCGCCGUAUACUGCUCACCAUCGACUGGCUAGUUCCCAAAGUUCACCUCAGCUCGCCACAGCUCAGCGACCCCCUCUGCAGCACGGGAGGCUGAGUGCGGCGCAGAGUAACUCGUCCUCGACUACGGACGGCCAGAUGGUGCCGCACAGCCCGGAGUGGCAGGACUGGCAGAGGGACCGGUGGCAGAUCUGGCAGCUGCUGUCCUCGGACAAUGCCGACGCACUGCCUGAAACUCUGGUGUGAUCUCAGACCACGAACUCCAGCAGAGAUUCUGCAAUGGUGUGAUCAAACCCCUCCAAUGACAAUCACUCCUUACCCCUACCUUCAUAACUGUCAUGCCUUUUGUCCCCUCUUCUGUACUUUUCUCCUGCAUCUUAGCGCCCUGGCGUUGUUGUUUACGUGCGCAGCUGCUGCCUUAUGCAGACUUUUACAUCCAAGAGCCACUAGUAUUUCCUGUUUAGUACGGAUGUUAAAAAGUUACUUCUGUUCCUUGCUCAUUUUUUGCCCACAAGAAAUACCUCAAAAAAACCCUAUCCUUUCAGCACUCUUCAGAACUUAUAUGACAAAUCUCAAUGGAGAACAAUAGGAAAGCAUUUGUUACUUUUUCGUUUAUUGUAUUUUCAUUUCAUCAUUUUUAAUUUUUUAAAAACUUUUUCCAGCAUACAGACACUAUGAUGUACGUAUUAGUAACUGCUGCUAAGUGUAGAGUUUGUGUGUUUGUGCAUACUGGUAAUGUUGUUCAGCCACAUCAGUCAAAAAAAAAAAAGAUCAGAUGAUGAGUUUCAGUAUCAAAUUAUGUAUGGCUGUAUAUAUACACAGUUACACUGUUGAGAAACAUACAUAACCAAUAUAUAUGUAAAUUGACAUGUAAAGUAUAUAAAUUGCCUCAAAUCUACUCAAAGUAAGUCAGCCCUUUAACUGGCAGUCUAAAUGGUGGUGUUUGUCGGACUGCUCUUUCUCAUCUUUAAUAUUGAAUGUAAAAUGCUUCAACCUAAUUACAAAGCACUCGGCUGUAACUUUGCUUACAUGCACUCUCGCCCCCUGCUGCCACGGAGGAACAGUGUGCCAAAGUGUCUUUUAUUUUUUACUUCAAGAUAUUUGUCUCACAGUCACUUCAACCGGUUUCAGUUUCUGAAUAAAGACAGCUUUGGAUAUAACGUGACAGCUUGGCAUUUCAGCAAAGCAGAGCAAGAAUAAGGAGGCUCAUCUUGAUUUUCAUCCUCAGGAUGGUGUAUUGAUUAUAUUUGGAAUUAUUUCAUGAUGACACAAGUUAAGAUAAAGAAAGACUGAGCCCUAGCAAUACAUAUUAAAAUGGCCAAAAUGGUUUUAAAUUGUUUUAAUCCUACAUAAAGAAAUAAUACAAGUAACAAAAAGGAUGUGUAAAGAAGAGGCAAGGUUUAAGGGAGAGUUCACCCAACAUUUCUGGAGCUUCACUGCAAGACAGUGUUGCACCAUUCUCCUAAACAACUGAAGCUGAUGGUGACUUGUUUUAAAAUGUACAAAUUAAAUAAAUGGGGGACCAAAGCAUACAGUCACUACAAGCAAACAUACAGUCACUCCUUACAGCUCAUUCAGCUAAUCCAAGUGUCUUGAAGCUCCAGGAUCCCAAAUUAAACUGACUUGUACAGCCGUUUCUGAAGCCAAAAUCGUCACCGUAGUCUCCAGGCUUUUAGAGACUGGAAGAGCUGUAUGGAGCCAUUUUUUUUGUUUUUUGUUUUUAAGAUUUACAACAAGUCUAUUUAUUUUAGUUAUUUAGCAGAAUAUUGUUCUACUGUAAAGCUCCAGAAAUGUUUGUUGGAUGACAUCAGCAUGGGAGUGAGCAGAUUAAGACUGAAUUUUGUAGUUUUUUGGGUGAACCUGUCUUUUAAGGUUUGACUAUAUGCCAAAUAACAUUCAGCUCCUACUCUUGUGUAAUCAUGUCUGGGAGGCCAGAGGUGAAGCAUUUUGAGAAUCUGGAAAACGGCAUCACAUGUGAAAGUGAGUUGUAACUGGAUGCAUAAAGUCCUUUCCAUUACACUGCCUGAGAUACUAAAAAUCAACAACCAUCUGAGCAGAUCAUUUGACCUAAAACUGGUUGCAACAGAACAAAGAAGUACCACAGUCUGGAACUUCAUUUCCCACAUUCAAAGUUCAGAUUCACAGCAAAUACUGGUAUGAAUUAAAGUAUGCACUUAGCUAAAAUCCCAACCUGAGCCAUGGUUCAUGACAACACAAUAAAUACAGCAUAUUUGCAUGUGUAACCCCUCGCACUAGACUGAAUACUCCGAUGUCUGACUCAUUCCCUGUCUAAUAGGCUCUAAAAAAAGGUCCAACCGAGGUGCUAGGGAAAAAAAAAAGUUUGUUGGUAUAUUUUCUCAUUUCAACUCCAGUGUUGUAGCUGUUAAGAAAAAAAAAACCCUUUCUGAACACAACCUGUCCAAAUCCUUUCAAAUGUCACAGCCAAGUGGGUAUUUGCUGGCAAAUAUUUCACAACUUUCUCAAGUCAUGGUGUAAUAUUUGCUCAUCUGCAGCCUCUUCGGCAUUAAAUCUGUCCAUGUGUAAUUUCCUUUCAUUUCGUUUUGUCACUUGUCGAGGAGGGAGCCUCACAAAGUGCAGGAAGUGGAAGGGGAUUGUGGGAAGGGGUUGUGGCGCCAUCUGUCGUCGGACCACGUGCGCUGACGUGUUGCCGCCUGACACGGUUCACCAUUUUAACCGUGCUCAGUUUAGAAAACCAGUCAGCUUGUGAUUAUCAGCACCUUUUUGUAAAAAAAAAAAAAAAAAUGCUUGAGGAAAAAAAAAUGUGCCAUAGGUGUUGCUCUUAAAAAAGCUCUUUCUCCAUGCAUUGCGCAAUGUUCAUAUUUUUUUUUUUGUAUUACCUUGUUUUCUGUUGAGUGUUGUAAUAUAUAAAUACUAUAUAGCGAUUUUUAUUCGGGGGGGGCAGGGGGGACAGGAGAGGUAAUAAAAAAAAUAAAUAGAUUAAAAAAAAAACGGUCCUAGCUAUGUCUCCCCAGAAAAUGAGAUCCUGUGCGUCUUGUUGACGUCACUAUGAAACUAUGACAAACUUAGUGUUAUGGUGUUCUGUUGUUGAUAUUUGUGGUGGGGUUUUACUGGGUCCAAGUUGUAAUUGGAAUGUCUGGUCAUUUUGCUUUUUGUACUGCGUGUCAUCAUCAAUAUGCUACAAUGGAAUUAAAAUAUGAUAAAAUUUA
Messenger RNA from Acanthopagrus latus (yellowfin seabream), 5978 nucleotides. Its product is annotated as rho GTPase-activating protein 6-like. Bases 292 to 3036 code for a protein of 914 amino acids. The transcript is spliced from 14 exons. Gene Ontology annotation, biological process: signal transduction. NCBI's taxonomy places the organism in Eukaryota, Metazoa, Chordata, Actinopteri, Spariformes, Sparidae. The record is from RefSeq and is a predicted model, not a curated record.